AAGAAGGUCCUCCUGCAUUUGUGCCUUUCAAAGUCAAGGUAAAGAUGUAUCCAUGUUUGUCUUGUAUUUACUGACUAGAUAAAAAAAAAGUCUACUCAAAACAAUCACGAAAAAUCAAAUCCUACAAAAGAAAAGAAUAUCAAGAAUGAAUCUACAGCUUCUGUCGAACAUUCAACGACUGUUUGGGGAGAUGAGAAGAAAAGCAGAAAAAAGGUCAAGAAGGAUAAACAGAGAGUACACGAAAUAAAUGAUAAGGAUGACAAAGAAAAGAAAAUCAUGCCUGAACGCAAAAAACAAGAGGACAAAAAGACAAAAUCGGCUGUCGAAAAAGACAAUAAAAAGAUACAAGACAAAAAAGAACAAAAGCAAAGACUAGAAAAAAAGAUAGCCGAAAAGCUUGUCGAGAAGCCUACCGAGAAGCCUGUCGAGAAGCCUGUCGAGAAGCCUGUCGAAGAAGCAAUUGUUUCUGAAAAAAUCGUUUCUGAUUCUAAACCUCCUAAAAGGGAAAAGAAAAAAAAAGUGCAAAAGGAAAGCAAGCCUAUUAAUGAGGCUAAAUCGGAAAAUGUAGAACAAGUUAAUGCCGAGAACAAAAAGCCCAAGAGAAAAGAAAGAAAGAAGCCUGUUGUUCAUGCAUCCACUCCACCUUCUGAAGGAAAUGAUGUUGCUGACAUUAAACCAGAAGAUGUAGUACAGGUACCAACUCCUCCACCAGAACAUAAAGAAAAGAGAAAUAGAAAGAAGAAAAGCGCAAACAAGCAGAGUGAACAAGCUCCUAAAUCUGAUUUUAAAGUAGAAUCAAAAACUGCAAUGGAAGAACCGCCAAGGCCUCUUAUGGAAGAGCAGUUGAAGCUUGUUGAUGAAGAACCAUCAAAACCUGUUGCAGAGCAACAAAUAAAGCCCCCAAGCAAAAGAAAAGAAAGAACAAGAAACAAAAAGAAACAAGCUGAACAACUCCUUAAAGAGAAAUCCCAAGAUGAAAAGGAACUCGUUGAAGAGGCUUCCAAAGAAGGGCCCAAAAAAGACCGAUCACGAAAAAAGAGCAAUGAUGAGUCUGAAAAGAAGCUUAGAAAAAGAAAAGAAAAGCGUCCUCCGACAGAGAAUUUAGCAGACUCAAUAGACAAAGUAGAAUCUUCACCUGUUGUUCAACAAGAAACACCUGUUUACAGCAAUGAUUCCUACAUGCAUAGACCUUAUUACAAUCAAACAAUGCCUCAGCAUGAAUACUAUUAUCAACCUCAACAACCUGUUUAUCCUGUCAUGGACUAUAAUAUGAUGAUUCCUAUUGAUUAUAGUACUGGUAUGCUUGCUGGUAUGUAUAAUUAUCCACCAAUGCCACCAACACAACAAGUGCCACCACCACCAUUGCCACUACAACAACAACAGCAACCACAGCAACAACCACAACAAUACAUGUAUUAUGCUGAACAACAAUCUCCUAGUUAUUAUAAUCAUCAAAUGCAUUAUACACAAUUGUAUGAUGAAGCUUAUUAUCGUGACUAUAAUUCAAGAGGAAGGGGACAUGGUAUGAACACAGGCAGAGGUAGAGGAAGAGGUGAAUACAAAUAAAUCUUUAAUAAAGCAAAUCAACCCAGUAUAUCAUCUAACCAUGCCUCAUCAUCAUCUACAACAUUCUUUACUGGUAUAGUAGGUUUCUUUAUCGAACCUGGUUUUGGUAAUGCAGUUGGUUUUUGAUCCAAUGCUAAUAGUUGAUCUAAUUCAUCGUUUUCGUCAUGCUUUUGUUGUUGUUGCUUUUGUUCUUCAUGUUUUGGUUUAUGUUGUGACACUGUAGGGCGAUCAUUGCGUACAUAAAUACCAUCAGCUUCUGAUAUCACAUUAGGUUUGGCUGGCUGAGAUUUAAACAGCACAUAACCCUUUGCAUUCUUUGAGAAGGAAGGCACAAUAGGUUUAUCUAGCACAAUAGGAUGCUCAUUCAAAGCAUUUGAGAUCUAUGAAACAAAUGAAUAUGACACUAUAUUGACUAU
Messenger RNA from Gilbertella persicaria, 1982 nucleotides. RefSeq lists its product as uncharacterized. NCBI's taxonomy places the organism in Eukaryota, Fungi, Mucoromycota, Mucoromycetes, Mucorales, Choanephoraceae. The coding region runs from base 277 to 1566 and encodes 429 amino acids. The transcript has a single exon. The record is from RefSeq and is a predicted model, not a curated record.